Messenger RNA from Balaenoptera acutorostrata (minke whale), 2016 nucleotides. RefSeq names its product amylase alpha 2A (pancreatic). The record is from RefSeq and is a predicted model, not a curated record. Gene Ontology annotation, molecular function: alpha-amylase activity; cation binding. Bases 427 to 1962 code for a protein of 511 amino acids. Gene Ontology annotation, biological process: carbohydrate metabolic process. Lineage: Eukaryota; Metazoa; Chordata; Mammalia; Artiodactyla; Balaenopteridae. The transcript is spliced from 12 exons.
CGGAGGGAAGUCAGUGGUUUGCUCAGGAAACAGGAGUGAUAGUGGCCAAUCUGGUGCCGUUGUGGAGCUCAGAUUAGACUUUUUGUACAAAUUGGAUUUGGAGAAUUAGAGCAGGAUUGUAAGACCACCUACUGAAAGGAAGAGUAUUAUAGGAAAUCUAUAAAGUCCUAAAUUCAGCAUUUUUUUCCUAAUUGAAGAGAAAAAAAAACCAGAACUGUGUGACUUUGUUGUUUUAUAAUUGAAAUGACUGAACUGUGGAUUUGAGAGACUGCUGACUUUAGGGAAGUCGAUGUGAAACGUGGUAUGCAAACUUGAUUAUCUUUGCCUUCAUUUCUCUAAUCUUCACAUGUGACUUACUAUCCUGAGAAUAAACCUUAUGGGAAUAUAAAUAGUUGCUGGAAAGAACACUGACAGCUUGAAAGCAAAAUGAAGUUCUUUCUAUUGCUUUCAGCCAUUGGAUUCUGCUGGGCUCAGUAUGCCCCAAAUACCGAAUCUGGACGGACAUCUAUUGUCCAUCUGUUUGAGUGGCGCUGGGUUGAUAUUGCUCUUGAAUGUGAGCGAUACUUAGCUCCCAAAGGAUUUGGAGGGGUUCAGGUUUCCCCACCCAAUGAAAAUGCGGUAAUUAAUAACCCUUCAAGACCUUGGUGGGAAAGAUACCAACCAGUUAGCUACAAGUUAUGUACAAGAUCAGGAAAUGAGGAUGAAUUCAAAGACAUGGUGACUAGAUGUAACAACGUUGGUGUCCGUAUUUAUGUGGAUGCUAUAAUUAAUCAUAUGUGUGGAAAUGGUGUGGCUGAAGGAACGAGCAGUACUUGUGGGAGUUACUUCAACCCUGGAACUGAGGAUUUUCCAGCAGUCCCAUACUCUGGUUGGGAUUUUAAUGGUGGUAAAUGUAAAACUGGAAGUGGAGACAUUGAGAACUAUAAUGAUGCCUCUCAGGUCCGAGAUUGUCGUCUGGUUGGUCUUCUUGAUCUUGCACUGGAGAAAGAUUAUGUGCGCUUCACGAUUGCUGAAUAUCUGAACCGUCUCAUUGACAUUGGUGUAGCAGGGUUCAGAAUUGAUGCUUCUAAGCACAUGUGGCCUGGAGACAUGAAGGCAAUUUUGGAUAAACUGCAUAAUCUAAACACAAGAUGGUUCCCUGCAGGAAGUAAACCUUUCAUUUACCAGGAGGUAAUUGAUCUGGGUGGUGAGCCAAUUAAAAGCAGUGAGUACUUUGGAAAUGGCCGUGUGACAGAAUUUAAAUAUGGUGCAAAACUAGGCACAGUUCUGCGCAAGUGGAAUGGAGAGAAGAUGUCUUACUUAAAGAACUGGGGAGAAGGCUGGGGUUUCAUGCCUUCUGACAGAGCACUUGUCUUUGUUGAUAACCAUGACAAUCAGCGAGGGCAUGGAGCUGGGGGAGCAUCUAUUCUUACAUUCUGGGACCCUAGACUGUACAAAAUGGGAGUUGGAUUUAUGCUCGCUCAUCCCUACGGAUUUACACGAGUAAUGUCAAGCUACCGUUGGCCAAGACAUUUUGAAAAUGGACAAGAUGUUAAUGAUUGGAUUGGGCCACCAAAUAAUAAUGGAGUCAUUAAAGAAGUUACUAUUAAUUCAGAUACUACUUGUGGCAAUGACUGGGUCUGUGAACAUCGAUGGCGUCAAAUAAGGAACAUGGUUGUGUUCCGUAAUGUAGUUGAUGGCCAACCUUUAACAAACUGGUGGGAUAAUGGUAGCAACCAAGUAGCUUUUGGAAGAGGAAACAGAGGAUUCAUUGUCUUUAACAAUGAUGACUGGGCAUUAUCUUCAACUUUGCAAACUGGUCUUCCUGCUGGUACAUAUUGUGAUGUCAUUUCUGGAGAUAAAAUUGGUAACGAUUGUACAGGAAUUAAAAUCUAUGUUUCCGGCGAUGGCAAUGCUAAUUUUUCUAUUAGUAACUCUGCUGAAGAUCCAUUUAUUGUGAUUCAUGCUGAAUCUAAAUUAUAAAGUUUGAAUUAAAUACAUACACACAGAGAAAUAAAAGGUGUUUCUGUUCUUAUA